Messenger RNA from Sphenostylis stenocarpa, 864 nucleotides. The record is from the annotation of a GenBank genome assembly. Lineage: Eukaryota; Viridiplantae; Streptophyta; Magnoliopsida; Fabales; Fabaceae.
AUGGCAAUUGCAGCUUGUGUUUCUCCUAGCCUGUGGCUGGCUUCAAAUCCCAGCAAAAGAUGGGGCGAACUCUUCUUCCUCCUCUACACCCCCUUCUGGCUCACCCUCUGUCUCGGCAUUGUUGUUCCCUUCAACCUUUACGAGAAUUUCACAGAAUUGGAGUACUUGCUUAUCGGAUUGGUUUCCGCUGUUCCUGCUUUCAUCAUUCCAAUGCUGCUUGUUGGAAAGGCUGAUAGAAGCAUUUCUUGGAAGGAUCGUUAUUGGGUCAAGGCUAGUCUCUGGAUAACAAUCUUCAGUUAUGUUGGGAAUUAUUUCUGGACUCAUUAUUUUUUCACAGUUCUUGGUGCAUCUUAUACCUUUCCAUCGUGGAAAAUGAACAAUGUACCACACACAACAUUCCUGCUCACUCAUGUUUGCUUCCUGUUUUAUCAUGUUUCAUCGAACAUGACACUGCGUCGGUUACGGCAUUUCAUUUCUGAUUUGCCUGAAAAAAUUCAAUGGGCUACGGAAGCUGCAUGGAUUCUUGUUCUUGCUUAUUUUAUAGCAUACCUGGAGACACUGGCUAUCUCCAAUUUCCCUUAUUAUCAAUUUGUGGAUCGGGACUCUAUGUAUAAAGUUGGAUGUCUGUUUUAUGCCAUAUACUUUAUUGUGAGCUUCCCAAUGUUUUUAAGGAUAGAUGAGAAACCUGGCGAUAAAUGGGACUUGCCCAGAGUGGCUGUUGAUGCUUUGGGUGCUGCCAUGCUGGUCACAAUAAUACUUGAUUUGUGGCGCAUCUUUCUGGGACCUAUUGUUCUAAUCCCAGACACAAAACAGUGUCCUCAGGUAGGAUUACCCUGGUUUAUAGGACACGCCAAUCUCACAUGA